Messenger RNA from Chanos chanos (milkfish), 2367 nucleotides. RefSeq names its product dynein axonemal intermediate chain 4 (gene dnai4). The transcript has 17 exons. Gene Ontology annotation, biological process: cilium movement. The record is from RefSeq and is a predicted model, not a curated record. Bases 1 to 2367 code for a protein of 788 amino acids. Gene Ontology annotation, cellular component: axonemal dynein complex. Lineage: Eukaryota; Metazoa; Chordata; Actinopteri; Gonorynchiformes; Chanidae. Gene Ontology annotation, molecular function: dynein light chain binding; dynein heavy chain binding.
AUGUCUAACACCACCGCAAAGCUGAGAAGGCCGACUUUAAAAGUGACUCCGUCGUCCCGAGCGAUGAACUUGUCAACAUCAGGGACACUGCGCGUCAAUCGGAGCACAACAAGGAGCGUCAACGCUUCUAUCAGCCGGAGAAGUUUCAGUUUGGCAGGGGACAGUAAGGUUCUCGACAAAAGCUCCAAUCAAACCCCUAAGCAUGUUAUACAGGUGUUUGAUGAAACAGGCAAAGAUGUCACACCUCACCCCUUGUACCAACCUGAUCCUGGAGCCAUUCAGCCCAGACAAAGCAAAAUCUUCUCUGCCAAUGAUACAUCUGGUGGUACCUUCUCAGAUAUCUUUUCUACUGUAUACCAGACCACCAAUGCAAGCUUUGCAGCGCCAUUUACCUGGUCAGUUUUUGGGAGCAGUUCCGUGUCCAGAUCGAGUCUGUCCACGAUGGAAUCUUUGAAUGAAGAAAUCGAAGACCCCUUAUCAAAACGAGACGUUUCAGUCAGUCUCACAGAUGUUCAUGUAAAGAGAGAGGAGACAAAAGAACAGAUAAGAGAGGAUAUGCUGGAUCAGGUGGUGGAACGGUACCUCACUGAAACUGAUACUAUCUGGAUGCUGGACUUACCUUCUGUUUCUGUGUCUGCUGAGGCAGAAGAAGCAGAUGCAGUGAGAGAGAGAAACAAGGCCUACGUUGAGUUGUGCAAAAACAGGCUGGGUAAUGAUAAGUACACAGAGCGGAGUAUGCAAACGCUCGGUGGUGCUCCGAAAGUGAAAGAGGUCCAGACCCAGAGCAUCUCUAUGGUGGAUAAAUCUGUCAUGGCAACCACCUGGGACAUCUAUGACUCCUUCAGUAACACAAAUGAGGCGAAUGAGGCUUCCACAGCGCUUGACAGAAUGAGAUCAUCCAGCUCUGAGAUAGUGUCAAAUCCAAAAUUAGACACAGCAGGGGUACCUGAUAGAACCCUGUUUAUAGCCAACAAAUCAACCUCCGGUAGUGAGUCCAGCACAGGAGUAGAACCCUUUGUAGUUCCAGUGGACGAUGAGCCUGACGCAGAGUUGGUUCUGAGUUCCAGGAAGUUUCAGAAGCACCUGCUUGUGAUGGAGAGAGUUAUUCUGGAGAAUAUCUUUCAGCCCAAAUUAGCUGCUUACAGACAGCUGCCCAUUUUAAAAGAGGUAGACACUGGGGAUGGGUCCAGUACGGAGAUCAGGACAGAGCUGGAGGAGAGCUCGCGUACCCCUGUGCUUGAGUACCUGUGGGCCUUCAGCUGUAAGCUCACGUCUGGACGAAACAUCAGCAGCAUGGCCUGGAACAAGAAGAACCCAGACUUUCUCGCUGUGGGUUACGGGCAGUUUGGUUUCAGAGAUCAAAAACCUGGACUGGUCUGUUGUUGGUCUUUGAAGAACCCCAAGUGGCCAGCCCAUAUCUUUCACUGUGAGAGUGGUGUGACUUCCGUGGACUUCUCAGCCAGUAAUAACCGUCAGCUGGCAGUAGGGAUGUACAAUGGCACCAUCAGUAUCUACACUAUACAAACAAAAGGGAAAACACGAGUCAUCGACAGCAGUGGCUAUGCUCGGGGACACACGGGUCCCGUGUGGCAGGUGAAGUGGAUAAGCCAAGACAGGGACUCGCUGGGAGAAAGGAAAGGAGAGGCGCUCAUUUCUGUGUCCUCAGACGGAAGGAUCAGCAAGUGGUUUCUGCGGCAAGGCCUUGACUGUAUUGAUCUGAUGAAGCUGAAGAGGACAAAGAACGAGAAGAAGAGAAACCUGCCUGUGGAGAGUAAGGAGAAAAGUGAGCCUAAAAUAUCUCGUCUGGCUCCAGGACUGUGUUUUGAUUUCUACCCCAAAGAUUCAAACUUUUAUCUGGUUGGGACAGAGGAAGGAUACAUCCAUAAGUGCCCUUAUUCUUAUAAUGAACAGUUUCUGGAAACCUACACAGGCCAUGGAGGUCCCGUCUAUAAAAUCGUGUGGUCACCCUUCUGCCCAGAUGUGUUCCUCAGCUGUUCCUCAGAUUGGACGAUCCAGCUGUGGCGCCAAGACAUGCUGACACCCGUUCUUGGCUUCACGUCCGUUCAGCGGGCGGUUUAUGACAUCCAGUGGUCGCCAAAAUGGGCCACCGUCUUUGGGGUGGUCAAUGAAGACAGAGUGGAGAUCUGGGACCUGGAAGCUAGCAUUCUUGACCCAACCAUAGUGAGCGUAGCCCGCCCCGGGGUGAAGCUGACCUCUCUGCUCUUUGCCACGGAGACAGACUGUAUCCUGGUGGGGGAUAGUGAAGGCAACGUGAGCAUCUACAAGCUCAAACACCUCACUGUGAGAGAGGGCACCCAGGCCGACGUCCUAGAAGACAUCAUACGGUACACGCUGGACAGCCAAUGA